This is a messenger RNA of Chrysoperla carnea, 471 nucleotides long. RefSeq lists its product as uncharacterized. The record is from RefSeq and is a predicted model, not a curated record. Bases 1 to 471 code for a protein of 156 amino acids. Lineage: Eukaryota; Metazoa; Arthropoda; Insecta; Neuroptera; Chrysopidae. The transcript has a single exon.
AUGGAAAAAACUGUUCAAAAUCAAAAAGAAGUUAUUUUGCAAUUAGAGAAAAGGUUGAACUCUAAUAAUAUAAUCAUUCAUGGCGUUGAUGAAAACAAAGAUGACACGGGCUUAGAGGAUGCUUUAAUUGAUUUACUUAACAGUAAAUUGGCUGUCAAUAUAAAAAAACAUGAUGUUCAGCAAGUAUAUAGGCUUGGUAACGAUAAAUACAACGCUCGGCCGAUUAAAGUUUUGUUAAAUAAUCAUAAAACAAAGCUAAGUAUUAUGAAAGAAAAGAAGAAGCUGGCUGGAACUCCUAUAUUUAUAAACGAUGAUCUGCCCAAGGAACUAAGAAUUAGAGAAGCAGACGAAAGAAGAAAAAAAAGAGAAGCUUACAGCAAGCGUGGAAGUAAACGACCUGUUGCCCAAUCUUCAAGCGAAAUGGAUGAUACGGUUGACAAGAUUACUCAAGAUAUAAAGCGAAAAAACUGA